Molecule: messenger RNA, 4219 nt
Organism: Neolamprologus brichardi
Lineage: Eukaryota; Metazoa; Chordata; Actinopteri; Cichliformes; Cichlidae
Gene: gnas
Product: GNAS complex locus
Biological process (GO): sensory perception of chemical stimulus; adenylate cyclase-activating dopamine receptor signaling pathway
Cellular component (GO): cytoplasm; heterotrimeric G-protein complex
Molecular function (GO): corticotropin-releasing hormone receptor 1 binding; D1 dopamine receptor binding; beta-2 adrenergic receptor binding
Source: RefSeq, a predicted model, not a curated record
UGAGCGUUGUGUGGCCCCACCCCGUCUCUCUAAAAGCGCUGUCUAUCUGUUCAAUGUAGGCUACUAUUCUCGGAGAGAGAAAGCAAGAGAGAAAGGGAGAAAAUAAUAACCUCCAAGAAUCGGGUAUUCCCGUCUUUCACCUUCCUCGACCAGCGGCCAGGAGGGGAGCGGCCUUCACGGGAUUCAUCGGAGUCGAGCCAGAAAUUAAGAAAAAAAAGUCUAUCGGUGCGCAGUUUUGGAGGCUUGGUGGUGAUGUGAGGGGCUGAUAACACAUUUCAGCAACAAAAGCGAGGGGCAGAGAGAGAGAAGGCCCUUUGGAGGAGAAAACGGCAAGGAACAGCCAUCACAUAUAAGGAGGACAAAUCGGAGGGGGGAUACUGGAUCAUUUCGGAUUUGGAGGUGGCGAGGGAUCAAGACGAAAAGACAACCGCAGUGAGUUUGGGGCUGAUUUGAUGCAGAGAAUGAAAAAGAGCCGGAUGACGACGGAAGAAGCGAGAAUGCCACACAUGUAGCUCGUUUGGGUGUAAAUAUUAUUUUUCUUACAGCUGUCCUGCUGGGUCCCCGACGAAGACAGCCGUCGGGGAGACAGAAAAAUAGAUAUAGAGUCUAAGUAUACACCCAUGGAAAUGUUUGUCAUGAAAAGCGACGUGGUAACGAGCGGCGCUACAGCACAGGCGAGCUUUGCGGACACGCCGAGUUCGGCUCCUUGUCACGGGCAGCUGUGAGACGCAAGACCCGGGCUUUUGGAGAUGCAAAUUAGGCUGUUUUUUCUGCCUCCGUUUGAGGUGAACCGCCGUUUUUGGGUCUUAUAGCGGACAUUGUGGAUUACAAGUCUUUAUCUUACACGGCUGAAGGGGGGGAAGAGUUUGGACAAACGAAACACAAACUACUGCAUAUAAAAGGGAAAAGCCCGAGCCGGAUUCAGCAAACUGAGAAGGCGGCCUCCGUGUCGUCAGCAACAGUAUCCUGCCCUUUCUCUGACAGCAAAAUACGCGUUACGGACUCUAAAUCUCUACAGAGGGGCGCCACGGACCUUAAACGGUGUAAAUGUGGGUAACGUUGCUGCCAAAUCCGCGGGUCAAACGAGGCAUCUAGACUAGUUUAUCUGAUUUAUUUUUCUUUCUACAUUACCCCCCCACCUUCCCUUCCCCUCCACCACUACCACCUCCUCCUCUACUUCUUCUGCCACCACCUCUUCCUCCUCCCCUGGACCCCCUUUUUUCUUUUUUCUUGCGGGAAGAUGGGUUGUUUGGGCAACAGUAAGACCGAAGACCAGAGAAAUGAGGAGAAGGCUCAAAGAGAAGCAAACAAAAAGAUAGAGAAGCAGCUCCAAAAGGACAAACAGAUCUACAGAGCAACACACAGACUACUACUUCUAGGAGCUGGAGAGUCGGGAAAGAGCACCAUAGUGAAACAGAUGAGGAUCCUACAUGUCAACGGCUUCAAUGCAGAAGAGAAGAAGCAGAAAAUCCAGGACAUUAAGAAUAAUAUUAAAGAGGCUAUCGAGACCAUAGUAACAGCUAUGAGUACCCUAACCCCACCUGUCCAGUUGGCAUGUCCUGAAAACCAGUACCGGAUUGAAUACAUCCUCAACUUUGUCAAUCAGAAGGACUUUGAUUUUCCAUCUGAGUUUUACGAUCACGCAAAGACACUGUGGCAAGACGAAGGCGUCCGGGCUUGCUAUGAGAGAUCCAAUGAGUACCAGCUAAUCGACUGUGCACAGUACUUUCUAGACAAGAUUGACAUUGUGAAACAGAGUGACUACACUCCAACAGAUCAGGAUUUGCUGAGGUGCAGAGUACUGACUUCAGGGAUCUUUGAGACGAGAUUCCAAGUGGACAAAGUUAAUUUCCAUAUGUUUGAUGUCGGCGGUCAAAGGGAUGAGCGCAGGAAAUGGAUUCAGUGCUUUAAUGACGUAACAGCCAUCAUCUUUGUGGUGGCCAGUAGCAGUUACAACAUGGUGAUCCGAGAGGACAAUCAGACCAACCGUUUACAGGAGGCCCUCAACCUCUUCAAGAAUAUCUGGAACAACAGGUGGCUGCGGACCAUUUCUGUCAUCUUGUUCCUAAAUAAACAGGACCUGCUUGCAGAGAAGGUGUUGGCAGGGAAGUCCAAAAUCGAAGAAUACUUCCCGGAAUUUGCUCGCUACACCACACCUGAUGAUGCGACGCCAGAACCUGGAGAAGAUCCGCGUGUUACAAGGGCAAAGUACUUCAUCAGAGAUGAGUUCCUGAGGAUCAGCACAGCAAGUGGAGAUGGAAGGCACUACUGUUACCCCCAUUUCACCUGCGCCGUCGACACAGAGAACAUCCGCCGUGUCUUUAAUGACUGUCGAGACAUCAUCCAGCGGAUGCACCUGCGGCAGUACGAGCUGUUGUGAUGGGAGAGGAAAGGUGUUAGGCCAAAAAGAUAAACCAGAUCGGACUAUGGAAGACGAAAAAGAAAUCCCUGAACCUGCGUCUCUGAACUCUUCUGCAGAAGUAUGAGAGCUCUUGUGACACAACAGGGGCCAAAACACACACGCACUUAUAGUAAACACGCCGUGAACCCAGAACUUCCCCUGAUGCAGAAUUUUUGACGGAUGGGUUUGAGGGGCUUACACAUAAAACAGACUUCAGUCUUGACUUUCAGCCAUACUCCCAGCUCCUCACCUUUCGACAUUAUGUUAUCGUCACAUUACCUUCACCUUCCUAAAAACAAAAAAAGUGGCCCAGUCCGGACUGAGUUUCCUGCAGCGAGGGUUGGAGCUGCAGCUUGAGUUUUGUUCCCUUUUUUUUUUUUUUUUUUUUUUUUUUUUCUUCUCUCCCCUGAUUGGGCUGAAAACUAAGAGCUACUACUUCAGUGUAAUUGGGAAAGAGAUGAAUUACUGCAAAUGGAGAAUGAAUAUAUCACAGCAGAUCAACUGAACACUGUAUUUAAGAGAGACAGAAAAAACAAAAAAAACAAGCACUGUGCUCAGGACUUUGACUCAAACCAUGUACACCAAACCUUCCUUUCACUUAGAGACAUCUUUAAAUCCAGUGGCUCUGCUUGCGCACACACAACAUAUCUCACCUGCUUUUUACUGGACUGCACAACAGGGGGUCAAUCUGGCAACGCACGUACCUGCUCACGUUUCGUUGAGAUGCUGGCUAAUUUAUCUGGGUCGGUGCUUUUUGAGAUUAAACGGGCGAAGCCGAGCCAAGAGGAGCAGCGUUACCACAGACUUAACCAGACCACGGGUGUGUUGGUGAGACUUCACUUGAGCAGGUGUUCACUAAAACGGGAUGGGAGCCAACUGCGAUUUGAAUUUCUCUGAUGGGAGGUGUUGGCCGUGAUUGACCGGGGCGCCAGUGGCUUCUCUACAGAACUGUUUUGCCACCUGACUUUGCCUUGUUGGUAUCGGAGCAUCACGUGAGGAGGAUAUAUUGAGUUUAAAACAAAAAGAACCAGAAAUGCCAACUUCUAUGGAACUUUCAAUGGAGGGCGACGGGCAUCCUUCAACAGUACAGUACCAUAUAAGUUAAAGAGAACUCUCAUCCUGUUAUACUGUCUCCACAGCUGUUUUUGUCUGUGUAGACUUUUGUGCCAUUGUGCCCUGUGCGCCCUUUCUUUAUCUCAACUCUUUGUCAUCCUUUUGUCACCCGUUCUCUACACGUUCUCCAUCUUUCGCCCACCCUCUUCACCGCCACCUUUUCCAUUUGCACUUUUACCUUCCUGGCAGUGCUCUUUCGUUUUAAAGAGAAAAUAAGAUAUAUUAAUCUUGGAAUAUUAAAAACACAACAAAAUGGGACUUUAUUUUUUCUGCCCCCACCUGUGUGCUCGCACCUCCCUGCCAUUCCUCCCUCCACCAUUCCUCCUCUCCUCCCUUGUAUGUCUGUCUUUACUUUACUGCUGAACUAUUAUUCUUGUACAGACUGUAAAAUGUAUUAUUUUGUACAACUUUAUUGAGGAAAAAAUAACUUUUAGAAGAUCCCUGUGCCUUGAUCACGACUGUACGUGUGUAAUGAGCUAAAGUGGGUGUCAUACUGCGCUGUAUAGCUUGGCCAAUCCUCUCCCUGCCUCCCUCGCUCUUACCUUCUCUCCCUUUCUUUAUCCCCACCUCUCUCUUUCUCAAGCUAAUUCUUUCUCCUCUCCUUUCCUUGGAGAUGGUGGAUGACCAUUUGUAGCUUUAGUAGUGUUUUGUUUUUUGGGGUUGUUGGGUUUUUUGUUUGGGUUUUUUUUUUUUUUUUUUUUUCCC